AGGAGUUUAUGUUAGUCUAGUACCCAGUAGCUAGUUGCACACUCCCCUACAUCUCGACGGCCAUUUUGAGUUAGAGCUCCACUAGUUAACACUGCAGAAAGUUUUUGCAUCCAUGAGUUCCAUUUCCAUCUGGAUCGCAGCUAUCCUCCUCUUGCCAACCUUGUGCGCUUCCGAUGACCGGCUUGUCCCAGGCAAGCCGCUCUUACUUGGCUCCACCAUCACCUCUGAUGGUGGCGACUUCGCCCUGGGCUUCUUCUCCCCAUCCAAUUCCACUCCGGAGAAGGUCUACCUCGGCAUAUGGUACAACAACAUCCCUCGGCUUACCAUGGUGUGGGUUGCUAACCGGGAAGCACCGGCCAUCUCCUCCUCAGCUCCUUCGCUUGUUCUGACCAACACCUCAAAUCUUGUCUUGUCCGAUGUGAAUGGCCGUGUCCUCUGGACAACCAACACCACCACUGCUGCUGCAAGCUCCUCGCCAUCGCCAAGGUCGAAUGCUACUGGGUCGGUAGCAGUGCUUCUGAACACAGGCAACCUCAUUCUUCGGUCGCCAAACGGCACGACGCUGUGGCGGAGCUUCGACCACCCGGCAGACACUCUCCUCCCAGGCAUGAAGAUACGGAGGAGCUACAAGACACAUGAUGGCAACCGCCUUGUUUCUUGGACUGGACCGGAGGAUCCCUCGGCGGGCACCUUCUCCUUCAGUGGAGAGGCAGACCCGUUUGCGCAGGGCUUCAUCCGGAAUGGUUCACAACCAGUGUGGCGCAGUCCUGUAUGGACAGGCUACAUGGUCUCCAGCCAGUACUUUCAGGCGAACACCAGAAUUGGUAUCUACAUAGCAUAUGUGGACACCGUCGACGAGGUGUCCAUGGUCUUCACCGUCUCCGAUGGUGCUCCACAUGUGCGGUAUGUGAUGAGCUACUCUGGCAGGCUAGAAAUAUUCAGUUGGAACAGGGAUUCAUCAAAUUGGACCAUGCUUACGGCAUGGCCGAGCCACGAGUGUAGCAGGUACGGCUACUGUGGGUUCUCUGGCUACUGUGACUACACGGAGGCUACCCCGACUUGCCAGUGCCUUGAAGGGUUCGAGCCCGUGGAUGCGGGAGAAUGGAGCACCGGCAGGUUCGAGCAGGGCUGCCGGCGAAAGAAGCCACUGCGAUGUGGGGACAGUUUCUUGGCAUUGCCGGGUAUGCAGGUGCCUGACAAGUUUGUACGCAUCAGGAAGAAAGUCCUCAGUGAGUGUGAAGCGGAAUGCAGAAAUAAUUGUUCUUGUGUGGCCUACGCAUAUGCAAAUUUGAACAGCAGCAUAAUGAAGGAUGACCCGACAAGGUGCCUUGUGUGGAUUGGUGACCAGCAGCUAAUUGACACACAGAAGAUAGGUGUGACUCCCUAUAGUACUGCUGGUGCUGACAGUCAAGAGACGCUAUAUCUCCGAGUUUCAGGCAUGCCAGGUGGAAGGACAAAAAAAAAUACAAAUGUAGUGAAAACUAUACUACCAAUUCUAGCGGGUGUUACUGUCCUCACUUCCAUUUUACUUAUAUGGGUCUGCAAGUUCAGAGGUUUGUUUUCCAUUCUAUAUACUGAUUGCAGUUACUUAAGAACAAAUACUCACCAACUUUUGGGAGCAGGAAGGAAAAGAAAUGUGGAAAUUCACAAUAAGGUAAUGCUUGGUGGUUCUUCAGAAGAACUUCGAGAAGAAAACGCUACCCAUGAUUUUGAACUUCCAUUCCUGAAAUUUCAAGAUAUCCUUGUUGCAACAAACAAUUUUUCCAACAUAUCUAUGAUUGGACAAGGAGGUUUCGGCAAAGUCUACAAGGGGACACUUGAAGAUGGUCAAGAGGUUGCAAUCAAAAGACUUAGUAGGGACUCAGACCAAGGAAUACAGGAGUUCAGAAAUGAAGUUAUUCUAAUUGCCAAACUACAACACAGAAACUUGGUUCGACUUCUUGGUUGCUGUGUUGAGGGAGAUGAAAAGCUACUGAUUUAUGAGUAUUUGCCCAAUAAAAGCUUGGAUGCUGUAAUUUUCAACUGUGAACAGAAUGCAGCACUUGAUUGGCCACUAAGGUUUACAAUAAUCAAAGGAAUUGCUAGGGGGCUUCUUUACCUCCAUCAUGAUUCAAGAUUAACAAUAGUUCAUAGGGAUCUCAAAGCUAGUAAUGUGUUGCUAGAUGCAGAGAUGAGACCCAAAAUAGCAGACUUUGGUAUGGCAAGAAUCUUUGGUGACAACCAGAAAAACGCAAAUACAACACGAGUUGUUGGGACAUAUGGUUAUAUGGCUCCUGAAUAUGCAAUGGAGGGUAUUUUCUCUGUGAAGUCUGAUGUCUAUAGCUUUGGCGUGUUACUUUUGGAAGUUGUAAGUGGUAUAAAGAUAAGCUCUGUUGAUCGCAUCAUGGGUUACCCAAACCUAAUUGUCUAUGCAUGGAACCUUUGGAAGGAAGGGAAGGCAAAGGAUUUGGUAGACAAGUGUAUUGUGGAGAACUGCUUACUAGAUGAAGCCUCACUUUGCAUCCACAUGGGGCUCUUGUGUGUUCAGGAAGAUCCUGAUGAUAGGCCAUUCAUGUCUAAAGUUGUGUUCAACUUGGAGAAUGGAUGCACAGCGCUACCAAAGCCAAAUCAUCCUGCAUAUUUCGCGCGGAGAAAUAGUGACAUGGAGCAAUUAAGUGAAGACAUCUUAAACUCUAAGAACACAGUGACUCUUACAGCCAUAGAUGGGCGAUAAAAUAUUUCUCAUGUUAGCUGUACACCUUUUGUCAAGCUUAAUGCUGCAAUGAGAUAACUGCAUUGCUAGUAAUCUCGAUGCUAGAUUAUGUGUGGGAAACCAAACCCAGUCUGGAGUGAAAUAUGAUAAAAAGCUAUAUGAGGCUCAAAGCAUGGCAGUGAUGCAACAGAAAGUCAGAAAACAUACAUAGCACUUGUAAAACGGCAUGGCAAUUGAAACUUUUGGACUUACUCAAAAUGCUUCAGGUUUCACAAGGGCAGCCAACGCAUGGGGUUCCUUACUUCCUUAGCAUGUAUCAGGACAUAAUCAAGCACCUUCCAGAACAACGCAUCCUUUUCCAGAGCAUAAUUAUUUAC
Molecule: messenger RNA, 3069 nt
Organism: Setaria italica (foxtail millet)
Lineage: Eukaryota; Viridiplantae; Streptophyta; Magnoliopsida; Poales; Poaceae
Product: G-type lectin S-receptor-like serine/threonine-protein kinase At1g11300
Exons: 6
Coding region: 113-2713 (866 amino acids)
Biological process (GO): protein phosphorylation; recognition of pollen
Molecular function (GO): ATP binding; protein serine/threonine kinase activity
Source: RefSeq, a predicted model, not a curated record